Molecule: messenger RNA, 1568 nt
Organism: Physella acuta
Lineage: Eukaryota; Metazoa; Mollusca; Gastropoda; Physidae
Product: carbohydrate sulfotransferase 15-like
Biological process (GO): hexose biosynthetic process
Molecular function (GO): N-acetylgalactosamine 4-sulfate 6-O-sulfotransferase activity
Source: RefSeq, a predicted model, not a curated record
AUGACAUCGAAUUUUAGUUACCCAACUGUAUGUCUGAAUGAUGUGGCCGAAUGGUUUAAAUUCACACGAGAUGACCUGAGGUUGACCUUCAGGGAGGUUCCAGCACUAGGGGAGGACACAGCAACACGUGACAACAUUGACCAGUACACGUGUACUCAGCCAGAACACCACAGACGCACAGAGGACGUCAUGUGCUACAAACGUCCACAUUAUCUCCCCGAGUACCAGAACCCGUGUUAUAGAGAGGCGACCACUGACCAGCUGGACACUGGCCGUAUCCGCUGCUUGCCCUACUUCCACAUACUGGGUGUAGACAAGUCUGGAACUACAGACUUUUUCUCCAGGCUGGUGGCACACCCCCAGAUCCUCAAUAACUCGGGUGAACUAGGCAAGGAGACUUCCUAUUGGGCCUGGCUUAGAUAUGGCUUAUGGAAUCACAAGAAACGCCGAAAAUGGAGAUUAUGGAAGUAUGUUCGUUAUUUUGAUAAGGCUAGCUCAGAGAUUCAAGCUUCGUUCGUGAAACAUAAUCAACAGCUAAUUACAGGAGACGGCACACCCAUGGACUUCUGGGACUUCCGUGGCUGGACGCUUGACCCCCAGAAUGCUGGUCUGACAGAGCCCAGGGUCCUGACCCCCCACUUGAUGCGGCACUUGUACAAGAACCCCAAGUUUAUCCUUCUCUUCAGAGACCCGGUCGACAGACUUUAUUCGGACUACAUCUUCCUUGGCUAUGGUUUUACAGCUGAAAAGUUUGCUAGAGACGUGCCUAAAGCUAUUGCCAUGCUCAGAUAUUGUCUACAGACUAAUACAACACGACAAUGUUUCUUUAGUGAUUGGAUGUACCAUCGGCUACCUAUGCGAAUCCACACCAGCUGUUAUUCCGUGUUUCUAAGAGAGUGGUUGUCUGUGUUUCACCGAAAUCACUUCCUGGUCUUGCGAACAGAGGACUAUCACAGCAACAUGAAGGCCACGUUAGAGCAGACGUUUCGUUUUCUACAAGUAGCCCCACUAAGUGACCCUGACCUUGAUGACGUCCUGAGGCAGCAAAUGAAGCAUGAGACGUACCUCAAGAAAACAGCAGGCGACAUGUACCCAGAGACCCGUGCUCUACUGGAAGAAUUCUUUGCUCCAUUUAACCAAGAUCUCACUCGUCUGCUACAAGAUGACAAGUUCUUGUGGAAGGACCAACCAAGAUCUCGCUCGUCUGCUACAAGAUGACAAGUUUUUGUGGAAGGACCAACCAAGAUCUCGCUCGUCUGCUACAAGAUGACAAGUUCUUGUGGAAGGACCAACCAAGAUCUCGCUCGUCUGCUACAAGAUGACAAGUUCUUGUGGAAGGACCAACCAAGAUCUCGCUCGUCUGCUACAAGAUGACAAGUUUUUGUGGAAGGACCAACCAAGAUCUCGCUCGUCUGCUACAAGAUAACAAGUUCUUGUGGAAGGACCAAGCAAGCUUGUACUACAAAGCGUUUUCUAGAAGUUUAUCAAGAUGUCACUAGACCCACUAAAUUAUCUCCAGAUGUCAUGUUGUGUCAUGUAAUGUCGUCUUUACGUGCUUGAAAUGUGUC